CAAAGUUCAGGGUUUUUUCUAAAUAGUUUAAAGCAAAUUCUUGGUUUGUUUAGGGCAAAUUAAUCACUCCAGAAAGUUUGAAGGAAGUCAGCCAAAGACUAACACAGACAGACUUUUGGUUUGGCGAUUGGAAGCAUAAACAGCCAUCCUGCUGUCUUUGAACCAUCCUAUGCUACGUUUUUGUUUUGACCAGCACAGGAAGAGGGGUGAGCUACAAUGUGCACUGGAAAGUGUUCAAAGUGCAUUGGGGUCGUGUUGUUCCCAUUAGCUGUAUGUGCCAUAAUCUCCAAUCUUCUCCUGUAUUUCCCCAAUGGAACUGUUAUAAAGCCCGACCAGAUAACUGAUUUGGUUUGGUUUUUCCAUGGCAUUCUUGGAGCUGGGAUACUGGUUAUUUUGCCAGCGUUUAUGAUGCUGGGCGCAGGUGGAGCUGGAUGUUGCGCUAACAGAUGUGGGAUGCUGCUCUCUGUGCUGCUGGCUGCGCUGGGAGCUGCAGGAGGGGUAUAUUGUGUGGUCAUCUCAUCCUUGGGAUUAAUUAGUGGGCCUCUUUGUGACACUGGUGAUGGACUCUACAUCUACCCUUUCCGGAAUGACACAUUGACAGACAAUUAUUUGUUUAAUCAGACAACAUGGAGCAUUUGCAAAGAACCUGAAAACGUUAUUAUGUGGAAUAUUGUCUUGUUCUCUCUUCUCUUGGGGAUUGGUACAAUUGAAGCUGUUCUUUGCUUUAUUCAAGUCAUCAAUGGACUUAUUGGAUUCAUAUGUGGCACAUGCAUGAGGAAAAGAAAGACACAUAUUGCUGGAAUGUAAAUCACCUACAAAGAAUGCUAGUGACAAGCAUAGACCUGCGAGGAUUCACGUAUAAUCAUAAUGUGUUGUGCUGUAUUUGUGGGGAGAGAGGGACCUCAAGAUGUUCAGGAGUUUCAGAACAACUCCAGAAUAUUUUAUAAAGAUAUCUGGAUGGGGGGUGGAUUAUCUAGAACUUUUGAGGUCAAAGAUUCUUUUUUGUCUCCUCUAAGUACCCAGACUAAAUCUCUGGUAUUGGCAACAUGAUGCUGUCUUUUCAAGAGUGCCUGGCAUAUAUAAACAUUCAAUCACAAACAUUCUCCAAUUAAAAUUCACUGCUUACCCCGCAAGUGCUGCCCUAUGUAGUAAGCAUGUCACUUUGAAGUGCUGACUGUUGUAUAUGGGAAUCUGGACUGAAUGUAAUCAUUGCCAAUAUAAAGAUUUAUCAGCUUUACUGAAUUCAUCCAUGCUGGUUGGAUGUCUAAAGUUGCUUAUUAAUACUCCCCAAACCCUGUCCUGGCCCUGUGUAAAACUGGAAUGGAUUCUCUGGCAGUGCUCUGUCUAUGUUUGCAGUGUCGUUGUAACCGUGUUGGUCCCAGUAUAUUAGAGAGACAAGGUGAGUGAGGUAAUACCUUUUAUUGGACCAACUUCCGUUGGUGAAAGACACAAGCUUUCGAGCUUACACAGAGCUCAUCUUCAGGUCAUGCUCUGUCUGUUUCUAUCACUUUGGUACAUAAGCACUGGUCUUCAGUCAUUUAAAGGUCUGGCUCAGAAAGGGUAUUUUCAGGACCUAGCAGUAGCAAUGUUGCUUAAAUAGUUCCAAUAUUUGUAGCACAUGGAGGCCCUGUGUAGCAGGCAGUUGGCCAGUAUCUAACCUGCUUUAACCUCUGUGGAGCCAGCCUCCACUCACACUUCUGUGUGUGCUGUAGUAGGCUGUGGUGGUCUAUAAAGUGCCAAUGCUCCACUGAAAAUCAACACUUCAAAGGCAUGUUAUAUAGCAACCAACUAGUCAAUAACUAGCCUCCUAAAAAUGUCAGACUCACUUCCAGGGGAGUCUGAUAUGAACAUCCUAGUGUAGAACAUUUUCAUACUCAGUAUUUAAUUUUUUUUAAAUUGCAUUUCUGAUCAUUCUUGUGCACGCUUUUCUGAGAAGCUAGCCCCAAAUGGCAUCAUUCUCAGUACUACAGCAAGCAUUGAACCCACAAAGUGCUGCGUGUGAGAUCAAGCCCUAAAUGCUAAAUCCGUGUGAUUGCUAAAAUCUGUGAUUUCAGGAGUGAAUUCUUUGUCAUUUUAUUGGCCACUUCAAAGGUUACUUCCUACAGUUGCCACUGAUUCUUCUGCUUAAGACAAAAAGUAGUAAGAUAUUUUACAUAUAUAUCAGAAGCUCUUCAAAACUGCAUAACUGUAAAGUUAGGUUACUUUGGAUCUGUUUUGCAAAAGGAGAAACCUUUGUUUCCUCUUUCAAAAAUGUUUUGACUACGGCAUUUGAUCACACAAACGGGCAUUUUUCCCUGUGCCCAUUAGGAAUUUGCACACAGAAGUAUCCGGUCACUUGUGCUGUCACCUGACAUAUGCAUGCAGAUCCCUCAUUUGAACAAAUAAAUGCUGGUUAUGUUCAGGCAACAGGUGUAUUUUAGGGGGUGCAACUUAAGCACCAAUAUUUGAAAUUUUUGCCCAUCAUGUUUUAAAGUAUAUUCUCUUAAAUAAAAAGCAUGAGAGAAAUACACAGGUUGGCCGAGGUUUUCAAACACAAAUAAAGGAUUUGGAUGCAUCCAAAUUCUUUAAGUGGCUCCGAAAGUUCCACCUUCACAUGCAGUGAAGUAUGCAAGGGGCUAUGAUCAGAGAUGAGGGUCACAGUACUACUGUCCCUUUUACUGCAGCAAGCUUUUUAUUUUAAAACUGCUGAAAAAUGAAAUAAAAUGCGGCGCUUUCUUUGGCUAAAUUGUGUAAAUUUUGUCCUUUCACUGCAUGAAAACCCACUGCAGAUUACCCUACAUUUUACAAUGUAAAUGGGUUGCUUAUUAUCAUGUCCUGAGAAAUGUACUGCUGCUGUAGAGUGACCUGUAUGAACGUUCUUCUAGUGUAUUAAACCCUUUGAGCCUGAUUCUCAGUUACACUAAGGGGCCAUAGUGUAACUGAGAAUUCAGGCCUUUGUUCCUAGCACUUCAGCAGUGCUUCACAGCCAGUGUGCGAUCAAAUGGUUCACAGCCACUGUGCUGCAGCCAUUCGUUUAUGCAGACAGAACCUGCUAGAAACCAGCUCCUUUCACCCACCUCUCCUCUUCACGCAGGUCCAUGUGUCUGCCCCACCCUACACAAGUGUCAUGAAGGCCCUCUCCUAGGCCAGCUGGCCUGACCCUCGCCUGACUUUAAGCCGAUUCCCCUUUCCUUGCACCACUCAACUCUCCAGACAUGCCCUUAGUGCUGCUUGCUUCACUACUGCCUGCCUGCUUCAGCAGCAUUUACUAUCUGCUACUCCCACUCUCCUGUUUCUUGCCUACCCCUCUGCUCUGGCUUCUGGCUGCUCCUGCUCCUAGACUCACCCUCCUCCAUCACUCCAGCUCUGACACAGCCAAUCAUCAGCCACCUGACCACCCCGCACCCACUCUACCCCAACUAGCCUCCCACUUAAUGCUAUUUCUCCCCACCUCCCAAGGAAACCAGACAUUAACUGGCUGGAACAGGUUACACUCUAUUAUGAAGAGCUGCCUCGUUAGAUGUUGUUGCUUCAAAUGAGUUUCUGCAGUGGAAGCAAAGUAAGUGAACAGGCGGCUUGCUGCUAAGAGUUCGGUUGCAAAGAGGGGAGAUGUUAGGGAAAAGCCUAUCUUGAAUAUGGGUCAGGCAGGAGCUUUGGCACAGGGGAACUGCUUUGUAUGUGUAGCUGUGACAAUGAAACUUGGGAGAACUUAUUGGAAAAGCGUUUUCAAGGAAAAGCUGCUUUGAAACUCAUGUAAAGAAACAAUAACUAAUUAGACAACUCUUCAUAAAACACUAUAAUCUCUUACAUUGCAUCACAGCAAGGAGGAAGGAUAAAACAAUCACUAACAAACUCUACUGAGCCUGUAGGAAAAACGUUAACUCUGUUAACAAGGGAACCUAGACUCUGUCGGAACUGGGCAAAUUAUUCAUUGUGAAUACAAUUUCUUUGCAAAUUUACCCUUUUCUUCUGUUUGCAAAUUAUUCCUGUGCUGACCCUGACUUCUGUCGCUUUUUUCAUUCUUCAGAUGUAUUUGUCAAGUAGUUUAGGCAAACAAAUUUCAGCCUAUCAGAUAUUCAUGAGGAAUCUACUAGGACUGGUCACUUGAGUCACAUGGUAUCAUUUCUGCUCCCUGAUUGGAUGACUGAAACUUUUUAAACAGGAGGAGAAGAGAUGAUGAAAAAAACACACUUCUAAUGUUCUGAUGAAUAUACAGACACUGUGGUCACUAGUGGGGAGUAGGGUUGCCAACCCUCCCAGUCUCGCCGUGAGUCUCCCAGAAUCAGGCUCUAUCUCCUGGAAGCUAUUGAAGCCAAACCAGGAGAUUUUAGGUGCUAAAAGUCUGGCGGCGCAACGGGGCUAAGGCAGGUUCCUUGGCUGCCCUGGCCCCGCACUGCUCCCGGAAGAAGCCAGCAUGUCCCUGAGGCCCCCGGGGCAGGGCAAGGGGUCUCUGCACGCUGCCCCCACCCUGAGCACCUACUUUGCAGUUCCCAUUGGCCGGGAACUGCGGCCAAUGGGAGCUGCGGGGCUAGUGCCUGCGGGUGGGUCAGUGCACGGAGCCUCCCUGCCUCCACCCCCACUUAAAAGCCGCUGCCAGAGGGAUUUGCUGGUCAUUUUCGGGAGCCACCCAAGGUAAGCGCCUCCCACACCCCAACUCCCUGCCCCAGCCCAGAGCCUGCACCCCACACCCAAACUCCCUCCCAGAGCCCGCACCUCCUCUGCACCCCAACUUCCUGCCCCAGCUUGGUGAAAGUGAGUGAGGGUGGGGGAGAGUGAACAACAGAGGGAGGGGGGAUGGAGUGAGUGCGGGUGGGGCCUAGGAGAAGGGGCGGGGCAGGGCAAGGGUGUUUGGGUUUGUGCGAUUAGAGAGCUGGCAACCCUAGUGGGGAUGAAACCUAGGUCUUUUAGCACCAAACCCACAGGCUCUACCAUUUUACCUGAAGGAGUAACUCCUUCAGCUGUGAGUAUGUAACAGGCUGUUAUAAUUGCUGGGGCCAGCUAUUAGAGGGAGGCACAAUCACACACCACAGCCAGUGCAUUACACGCAUAUUUCUGAAACCUUCAGCAAUCGUGAAGUUUAAAUGAAUUCCCAGUAGCCACUCAAACACUUGAGAAUGAUUAAUAUUAGGGCCCUGUACAUGACUGUGAACCAAACCCAACAUUUUUAUUCACAAAAAUAUAUGCCAACUACUUUGUGGCUUAUUUGACCAGCUCUUCUCCCAGCUCAGGAAUAGUCUGUUAGAGCCAGGCAACCAGACAUCAAAGGGAAGAUGGCAGCCCCUCGAUUCAGAUAGUCGGAAUCCACAUGGCUAUUGAAGACAGUUUCUCUGACCUCGGACAACUCCGAGUGCGAUGUCGUUAUUAAGAACUGGUAUAGCCAGGAGAUCAAACAAUUCCCUCACGUAAAGGGGUCAGGGAGGCAGAUCAGUGAUUACACAAGCAUGUAUUCAGAGUGUGAGAGAGAGAAUCCAGCAGACAUGUGCAAGCUCCAGGGGUUCUACUGACCUUAACAAGCCUAAAACGUCCAUCCUGAUCAGCUCACAUAAACAGUCACUGAAGGUUUUGCUGCCUGGUGACCGUCUCUAUGCACAAGUCAGCCCUGCUUGUGCCAGCACUCAGAGAAAGAAACUGACCUGUUUGAUCUCUAGCAUAAGUAAGAAAAGCUAAGAGUAUUUCUGUAAUCUCUCUGUUACAAGUUCUCCUGCAUUAGAGGUGUUUAAUGUAACGUGUAUGUGCUCAUGUAAAUCACUAUUUGUUUGUCUUAUCCACGGUGGGAUCAUUUGUUUUAUGAAUAUCUGUAAAUAUUAAAUAUUAUUCUAAAGGUA
This is a messenger RNA of Malaclemys terrapin pileata, 5804 nucleotides long. Its product is annotated as transmembrane 4 L6 family member 1-like. Gene Ontology annotation, cellular component: membrane. NCBI's taxonomy places the organism in Eukaryota, Metazoa, Chordata, Testudines, Emydidae. The record is from RefSeq and is a predicted model, not a curated record. Bases 217 to 807 code for a protein of 196 amino acids. The transcript has 6 exons.